AUGGCUGAUGAUGAUGAUGAAGGAGGUUUCGGAGGAUUAUACGAAGAUGGACAUUGGGCAUGGGAUGAAAGUGGUGGCGCUUUGCUGUUUGUGAGUGACCUUCCUCCAAAAAUUGUAGAAACUAUACAAAUACCAACAAAAGCUCCUACUGGAGCCGUCGAAUUCAGAGAUGACGUGGACUUAAUAGAGCAGAUUCGGUAUCGGCGUCGAUAUCAAAGAAAGUUGAAACCUGGGCAAUCCGACGCAAUAACAUUACAGGACGUAAAGGAUAUAGCAAUUUACACAGCACCUGUAAAUUUUUUGAGCCCGGCGCUUAUAAACUUGUUGCAUUUACCAACUACGGAGAGAUUUCUGAGAGCAAUGAUCUUGUGCAGUGCAUAUUAUUUACAGGUAGCCGACGAAAUGGCACACCGCAUGUUGGAUCUAGACACUAAAGUAAGGACUCCAGAUUGCGAAAAAAUAGAGAGGCAAUUUCGUGAUAACUUGUCAGAUCUACGAGUUUUAGCCGCCAAGGAGUAUUGUAUCAUGUUGAUUGGUGGUGCGGACACGAAAAAGUUUCAUCAUAUGGGGCCAGCAAAGAAACGCCGGUCCCUUUCAGACAAAGACGCUCGAUUGUUUGAAACUCUGUUGCGUAUGAGUGUGCAAAUAGUAUGGCUGGCUUUAGGACGAAAAAGUUUUCAUCAAAUUGAAUUGGAAACCAACCGUAUAUUUAAGUCAGAAAUAUUUAACGCAGUGGAGCACACUUUGAAAACGGGGUACAUAGGUAAAAUGUCGCCUGAGGAACGCGCUGUGUUGCUCGGUAGCUGCGUGCGACACGACAAAAAACUUAACACUCGUUCACCCCUUAUGAACGAGGUGUUCUGUCACAGGGAAAUUGAUUUCCACAUGAUGGGACUUGGAGUUGUCAAAUGUCCACAGAUGACUGCUCGUCACCAGUACAUGUGGCAAGCUGUUGCUGGGGCAGAAGAUGUUCUGAGUGAUCUGAAUGUAGUACUGGGCAUAAUUGGCCUAUCACGUUCGCAUUUUGAUACUAUGCUCAGACCUCUACCGACAGGUUCUGAUGCAAAAUCUAAAGGUUCCAUGGCAUCUCGCAGUGGGUACAGCACAUCUAUUGGUAGUGGCAGUUCAAUGAGAAAAAGUACCACAGUAGCUCAACGUCUUUAUCCUGACAUUGUUUUACCACCAAGAUCAACUAGAGAGCCAUAUUUCCCACCGCAUUUCCCUGAUGAGACAGAGCCUCUUCGACCAGUUAGUGAAACGCAACGGCGGCGUUGGCAAAACAGACUCAUAAAGCUUCUUCAUCCAGGAUCAAAAUGA
Messenger RNA from Arctia plantaginis, 1317 nucleotides. Lineage: Eukaryota; Metazoa; Arthropoda; Insecta; Lepidoptera; Erebidae. The record is from the annotation of a GenBank genome assembly.